Cantharellus anzutake is the source of this 1034-nucleotide messenger RNA. RefSeq lists its product as uncharacterized. Gene Ontology annotation, molecular function: protein binding. The record is from RefSeq and is a predicted model, not a curated record. The annotation marks the transcript as partial. The transcript has a single exon. NCBI's taxonomy places the organism in Eukaryota, Fungi, Basidiomycota, Agaricomycetes, Cantharellales, Hydnaceae.
GCGGAAAAUAUCCAGAAUCACACACACGCACUAUGAAUUACCACGGCGUUAGAUCCCAUUCUAGGUCUCCCCAUGGACAUUUGGGACGACCAGCGGAGCCAUGCCGGGCCGAACUUUGGGACGACCGAAGCGAGCGCUAUGCUUCUAGUGUGCGCGCGCAUACGAACUUCUCUUAUUGCCUUUUUUUUGUUCGCCUCGGGUAUUUCGCUCAACGUGUCCGUGCACAUUUUGGCGUAGAUCAUUGUCUGGCCGCUCUGGCCCUAGUCAGACGCACCGCGGGGGACGUUUUGCCAGUUGUAAUGUCCAAAAUUCAGAAUGUCCCGACACUUAGUCACCAAUUCUAUUUUCGUUACUAUUUUCGGAUAUGGUACAUAUCCAACGCCGAUUCUUGCUUUCUUUCCCUUCGUUUUGGUUUCGGCGUUGCGAUCGACCUUUCCCCCGGUGUCAACGUUGUUUCAACCUAGUGUGUUGUCUGAUAAAGUAGUCAACGAACCAGGGGAUUUUUAUAUCCGAAGUGUGUACUUCAGUCCGAACAGGAAGUUCCUUGCCGCCGGAGGUGACGAUAAACUUAUUCGGGUACGCCACCUUCUUGCUGUAUCUGGCUCUUUGACACUUCCCGCAUGUCUCCUCGGGCUUAUUCAGAUAUGGGACAUUGAACGUCGAGCGAUUUGGCACCGCUUCGGAGGUCAUGUUUACUCGCUUGAUUUCUCACGCGAUGGAAGGCUACUGGUCUCGAGAUCGGGAGACCAGACCUCGCGUAUUUGGAAUAUGGAUACAGGGGACUGUUCCUGACGAUCAUCGAUCCUGAGUCGACUGAUGCUGGAGUGAUGUCUGUUGCGAUUUCGCCCGAUGGACGAUUCGUGGCUGCUGAUAGAUAUGAUUGUGCGCAUAUGGGACGUUGCCAGCGGAGCGUUGGUGGAGAGGCUGAGGCAUAAAGAUCUUGUUUAUCCGGUGGCAUUUUCGCCCGACGGGAGAGGUGGGGAGCCGGGUGAAGUAUUGGGAUCUGAACGAGUUGGGGAAGAUCGUGCCGAGGG